AUGGCGCGCCUGGGCUGUCCGGAUGUCGUGGCCGUGAAGAGGAUGCGCACGGAGGCCAUGCAGCCGAUGCACCACGCCAUGUUCCACAAUGAGGUGGCCCUGAUGUGGCUGCUCCGGGAGCAUGGGAACAUCGUGCGCCUCUUCGGGUACAGCGAUCAGCCGCCGGCCAUUGUGAUGGAACGCUACCAGACGGAUCUGGACACGCUGCUGCACUCGGAGGUCGCACUUUCGGCCCUGCAGCUGGCGGACAUCUGCCAGCAGUGGGUCUCCGGGCUGGAGGCCAUGCACGCGCAUGGUGUUGCCCACUGCGACCUGAAGCCGGGCAAUGUGUUUGUGAGCCAGCGCCCGGACGGGGGCUGGCGCGUGGCCCUCGGCGACCUGGGCACAUCGCGGAACCUGAGCGCCGACCGGUCGUCGGUCCUCGCCAACACCAUGCCCGAGCUGAAUGCCAUGACGGUGCGGUACGCGGCGCCCGAGGUGCUCGGCGCCUUCCAGCGUGGUGUCGCCCUGGAGCGGGGGCUUUUCCUGCCGGCGGACAUUUACAGCGCGGCGGUCAUGCUCAACGAGUGUCUGUCCCGCACUGAUCCCUGGCAUGAGCAGGCUUUUGCCGAAAUCGUGGCGGCCGUUCAGGCCGGUCAGCGGCCUGCCUUCACCUCCGCCCUUGGCCCGGAUGCCAUGGACAUGAUCCAGGCAAGCUGGGAGACUGAUCCCGGCAGACGCCCGCCGGCGGCCAUCUUCCGCCAACGAUGCGCCGCGCUUUUUGUGGCCGCCGGCGGUCUAACACACUCCUGAGAUCUCCCCGCCGCGAUUGGGCUCCAUCAAUGCACCUUCCCCUGAGCCAAAGACA
This is a messenger RNA of Fonticula alba, 847 nucleotides long. RefSeq names its product TKL protein kinase. The transcript has a single exon. Lineage: Eukaryota; Rotosphaerida; Fonticulaceae. The record is from RefSeq and is a predicted model, not a curated record. Gene Ontology annotation, biological process: protein phosphorylation. Gene Ontology annotation, molecular function: protein kinase activity; ATP binding. The coding region runs from base 1 to 792 and encodes 263 amino acids.